Pipistrellus nathusii (Nathusius's pipistrelle) is the source of this 330-nucleotide messenger RNA. NCBI's taxonomy places the organism in Eukaryota, Metazoa, Chordata, Mammalia, Chiroptera, Vespertilionidae. The record is from the annotation of a GenBank genome assembly.
AUGUUUUUAAAACACCACUACCCCUUCCCCACCCCCCAAGGUCUCUUUCCUCCUGCUAUCCGGGGGUGGAGCGAGGGUGGGGGUAAAAUCUGCAAAUGUUCCUGUGCUAAAGGGUUGCAAGCAGCAGAGAAGCGGCCGGCCUUGGCGACAGGGGAGGUUCAGGCUGCGCCCUCUCUCCUUCCUUACAUGUCUAGUGCCUUCCAGACUGUCUCUUGCUUGGCCAAGUUCUCCUGCCAGAGGGAAGGGGUAAUCAAGCCCGCCUCGCAGGUCCUUGGAGUUGCUUCCAUCCCAAGUUCCCACUUCCCUCCUAUCUGGAAGCUACGUGACUAG